Messenger RNA from Symbiodinium sp. CCMP2456, 2940 nucleotides. The record is from the annotation of a GenBank genome assembly. NCBI's taxonomy places the organism in Eukaryota, Dinophyceae, Suessiales, Symbiodiniaceae.
AUGGAGGGGCGAGCAUUACAGCUUGGCGGGCUGCGGAAUUUACGCGGUGGAGCUGCUCAGCGAGAGCUUUCCCAGCGGGUUAAACGACAACUUGCGCAAUGCCAGGUUGGGCAGAUUUUGAAGGUUGCCGACCACUGUGCCGAACACAUGACCCUUGAUGGGGCCGUGGCUGCUCUUCAGACGCUGGCGCGAGACCCCGAGUUUAAGGCGAAUGGCAAGGACCGGAGGGUCAGCAGCAUUCUGGACAUCUACCGGAAGUCCCUAGUGCCGGGUACGCGUUUGGAAAUGAGGCAACUCACGACUUCCUGCUGGGCAUUUGCGAGGCUUCAGGUGUACGAUGGUCCUCUCCUUGCCGCGUUGCAAGAUGCUGUGGUCGAGAAAGCGCAGGACAUGUCGUCACAGGAGUUGUCUUCAACGGCUUGGGCAUUUGCAAGGCUGGAGCUUGCGGAUCCGGCGAUGCUUUCGAGUUUGCUCGAUGCCGUGAAUACACGCGUGGCACAGCCCUGCACAACCAACGAACAGCUCAUGCCGCAACACGUGGCCAACGUUUUAUACUUGGCAGCGGCGGCGACGGAGGCAGGUUCGCCCUUGUUCGAGACAUUGUUGCCGCAUGCAAAGGCACGAUUAGCGGAUUUCGCUCCGCGUGAUCUUUGUAGCUUGGCAUGGGCCGUCGCACGUUCACCGAUUCAGCAGUUACCGUUGCUGUGGAGCAUUUCCAACGAGGUGCUGGCGAAGAGGCACAACGUGGAGCCCCUUGAUUUCGUGAACAUCAUGCGUGCAAGUGCGGAAACGUGCUUGGACUCUGAGAAAUUGGCGGAGGCAUUGCAUGAAGCCUUGGAAUGCCGGCUGCCGGACAUGAGGUUCCAGGAGCUUGGCCAUUGGAUGUGGGCACAUUGGAAGGUGGGCAUGGCCAACCCCAAGCUAAUGGCCACAAUCAAUCGACAAGCAGCCAUGAAGAGGCUUGCUUCCAGGCUCAUGGCGGCAGCUAGUGCUUUGCCUUUGUCCAAUGCCGAGCUUCGCGCACGCCUAUUGUCGCAGUGGUUCACGCCGGACCAGGCACUGCAGUCAGCAGGGCUGCGAGAUCGCUGGCGGCUGACUGAAGCAGAGCUGCGGGAAUUGUUUGAGGCGGAAGUUGAGGCAACAUCAUCGCCUGAACAAGUUAGUCUCGAGAAGCAGAGGGCAAUAUCGGCUGCUGGCCGAUGGCGUCUCAGAGUUGAGGCCGGUGUCCAGAGACUUUGUGCACAGCUACAGAAGCAGGAUCCGGACAGUGUGCUUCCGAUGAUUCCUCGACGGGAGCUUCUUUUCGCCCUCUCGCAAAGUGCGCCCCGGGAAGGCUUCCGUGCUUGGGCGGCUCGUCGGUGCACUGCAGACGACUGGGAAGAACUUCGACAUACGGGGCCGGCUUCUGGAUACCUCGAUCUCGAGUCCUUCUGCGAGAUGGUUGUGCUCGAGGCUGGCCACAUCGACGAUGCAAAGGAGUGGUUCCAACAUUUGAAGGACCUCAAUGAUGGUUCUACCUGCAUAUCGUAUGCACUCCUACACCAGACAGCAGUAUGUUGCCCCAAGCUGCCGGGUGCGGCAGACUCUGCUGCACCAUGGGAGCCCAUUGAGCUUUUACCGAGACUGCUUUCAGUCUGGACAGAUUUGACCGAAGCCUUCGGCUGGGAGAGACAGGAACUCGGCGAUGUCAUCCGUGACCGUCAGCAGGAUGAACUGACGCAGACCACUCCUCGGGUCAGCCACCAGCAGUGGCUUCGCGCUCUGCGUGGAAAACAGCCUGAGUGGCCGUUGCUCAGUGAAACGGAGGCGCAGGAGGAGGCCCAUCGCCUCGGGGCGUUGGGGCUGACGGCCGGCAGGCUGUUCCCAAACCUCUCCGACAGACUUCAGGUCACCAAGAACCUCUUCUUGCCUGGGGAGCUUAUCGUGGUUCGAUACACACUGAGCGACUUCGGGCACUAUGGAGUUAGUGGACCGUCGCCCAUGGUUCUCGGCCCGGACCUGCCCUUGGGCAAGGCGCCCUUCGUCGCUGCCGUGCCAGCACAGCCGGAGCUCGCGGGCUUCGAGGAAGCCUGGAGCCGCAGUGCUCUGGACGUCUCGCUGCCGCGGGGAGCCGUCCGCCUGAGGGCUCCGGGUGCUCUGCGGGGUACCUCCGCAUUCUGGCACCUGCGGAUCUUCGCUUCGGACGAUGGGCGCACCCCAACGUCUGCAGUUAGUGCACCCCUGCUGAUUCAGGUGAUGACAGUACCUCCUGCACCUCCAAGUGAAGUGGUUGCGGAGGGCAGGGACACGUCAAUUUCCUUUAAGUGGGCCGAAUGUGCUCAAAAUGGCGGUGCUGCAGUUGACAGAUACGAUAUAGCUCUCCGGUAUGCGGAAUCCUCCAAGCUGGCAUGGACUGGACAUGCUCAGGAGCCCGUGAUUAUAGCCACAUCGCUGACCCCAGAUUGCGACUACAUGGUUCAAGUUCGUGGGGCGAACCGUGCCGGCUGUGGCCCCUGGAGCCCAGGGUUUGCUGCGAGGACGGCGGCGCGGCCACCUGCUCCGCAGGUCCUUGCGGUUGGCAGGGACACCGUGCUGCUCAGAUUGCCUGUUGAAAAGGCAGGAAAUCUGACCGGCUAUGUGGUGAAGGCUGUAUGCUGCACGACCGGCGAGCCCGAGACCUCCGACGACAGCGAGAUCGUGAAAAGAAGUGGUCCAAAGCAGACAGAAGUGCUGCUGACUGGCCUUCUUUGUGCAACCAGCUAUCGCUUAUGUGCAGCCCGUCUGAAUGCCAGUGACCAGGGCCCGUGGAGCACGUGCAUCCAGGUUCGCACCAAGGCUGGGACACCCCUCCCUCCGGAGAACUUGACCUGUUUGGUGGGGCAGCCAUUUGCGGCUAUGUCCUUCACGCAGUUGCCGGACCGGGCAGCAAAGACGGCGUCGUCUGCAAGGCGGAGAAGGUGA